CGGGCUGCUUGUACGUAAGGCGAGAGCUGGGUUACUCGACGCACAAAGAUUUCUCCGGAGCCGCGAGCGGGGCAACGGAGGUGAUUUAUUAGCCUGCAAUCUGGUUGCAAAGGGCUGGCCGAGGGCCUGAUAAGCACCCUGAAUGGAGCUUGAUGUCACGGCAGUGUCGGGCUGGUAGCUUCCCAGAGCAGAGAGCGAGGGAGCGUCGCGCGAGGAAAGGAAGAGCUUUCUCAGCCUCACCUCCCACCCCCGUCGGUCCCCAGCCCCGCCACGACACGCCCCCUGCGCCGGCUGGCUCAACUUUCGGGUCGGCCGGGGGGAGGAAGGGCCCCGGGGGUGGCCAGGCUGCCAAUCCCGCCGGGUGCCGAGCCCCGCGAGCAGCAGCGUUGAGCUUCGGCCUCUUGGGCGGGAGGAGCGCCUCUUCGCCCUACCUAAAGCAGUUCUUUUCUGAAGAGCCAAGAAUAUUUACCAUCAUUCCACCAUGAUGGCUGCACCCAGGACACUACUGCCAUGUCUUUGGCUUCUUGUGCUUCCCAUGAAAACAUGCUUAGCUCAAGUGACUUCACCACCACCACCAUCACCACCACCAGGAUGUGGCAAGGACUUGAACUCCAUCUACUACAAUCUCUGUGACCUAUCUAUAGCUUGGGGCAUUGUGUUAGAAGCUGUGGCCAGCUUUGGUGUUGUGACCAGCUUUGUCCUCACUGUGGUCCUAGUGGCCAGUGUGCCUUUUAUUCAAGACUACCGGAAGAAGAGCUUAGUAGGGACUCAAGCUUUCUUUCUGUUGGGCACUUUUGGGCUUUUCUGCUUGACCUUUGCCUUCAUAGUCAAGCAAGACUUCUCAACAUGUGCUUCAAGACGCUUCCUCUUUGGUGUCCUCUUUGCUAUCUGCUUCUCCUGCCUGGCUGCCCAUACCCUCAGCCUCAAUUUCUUUGCACGACAGAACACCGGGCCUCGGGGGUGGGUCACCUUUGGCAUGGCCUUGGUCCUUGUCUUGGUUGAGAUCAUAAUCAAUGCUGAAUGGCUUAUUAUUACUGUGGUGAGGACUGAUGGUACAUCCAAGGAUCCUUGUGAACUGAAGAAUGAGGACUUUGUCAUGGCACUGAUCUACGUAAUGUUCCUGCAAGUAGCUACUUUCAUUGCUACUUGGCCUGUCUUGUGUGGGCAUUACAAGCACUGGAGAAAGCAUGCUGUCUUCAUCCUCCUCACUACUUCCUUUUCCAUGGCCAUCUGGAUAGUAUGGAUUGUUAUGUAUGUUUAUGGCAACCAGCAGGAACAGAGAUCAACUUGGGAUGACCCCACAUUGGCUAUUGCCCUUGUCUCCAAUGCCUCUGUUUUUGUUUUGUUUUAUGUUAUCCCUGAGAUUUCUCAGGUAAUCAAACCAGGACCAGAGCAGGCCUAUGAGGAUGAUGUCUACCCCACACGAGGGGUUGGCUAUGAAACAAUCCUCAAGGAACAGAAAUCCCAAAGCAUGUUCGUGGAGAACAAAGCUUUCUCAAUGGAUGAACCUUCUUCAGCUAAAAAGCCUGUGUCCCCAUACAGCGGAUACAAUGGCCAGCUCCUGACAAGUGUCUAUCAGCCCACGGAGAUGACUUUAAUGCACAAAGGGCCUUUGGAUGCCCCUUACGAUGUCAUCCUCCCUCGUGCUACAGCCAACAGCCAAGUGAUGGGCAGUGCCAAUUCUACCCUGCGUGCUGAUGAUGCCUAUAUUUCACAGAGUAAGCAAGCAUUGGCUCAGAAAGAUGGAAGGAAUGGGCAGGCUUCCUCUCCAUAUAGCAAGAACAGAUGGUAGAAGUCUUGAGUCCUGAUAUCCGCACAUCCUGUUCCUUGAAGAUGCUUGUAAAGCCUGCCUUCACAAAGGAGCAUAUAACUGGGGCAAGGCCUCAGAAAGAGAUGGAGAUGUCAUCCUGGGAACUGAGAAAAUUUCAUCUUGGUCGCUGAGGCAAUCCAGUUUCUUUUUCUCAUGCAUAAACCAAGUGUUCUGCUUGACAUCUGUUACAGUAAAUCUGGGUCACUGGGUCAGGAUGCCAUCUCCUGUUCUGUGUUCUGAACAGUGGGACUUCUAUUCUCCUUGGAGCCUUCAGUCAAAUUUAUAAUUCCACCUCUGUUCUGCCAGUACUUUGAGGCCCUCUCUCAGUUUCACCCCACCAAUGAUGGACCAUGUUCAGUGUGUUGAAUCUUGUUCAUCUUGUACGAAUAUGGUGUUACCAGUACUGAGAAGUUCCAAUCUACAAUAUACAAUUCAGCCUCUUGAUGGAUGAAUAGAUGCCUCCUGAAUCUUCCCAUCUCAUGCCCACUCCCACAAGAGAGUGCUUUGGAAAUUAGAAGGGUAUCACUCCAGUUCUUCUUAAUAGAGGUCAUUCUUCUUAAUGGAGAGAAACUGGUCAAAUGCAGCAAGAACUCUUGGACUCUUAUAUGAAGUAUGAUAUGCUUUCUCCUAAUCCUUCUGCCUUUGGACCAAGCCCUGGAAUGUGACAUCAUGAUGUUGUUCUUGGAAUCCUUAGUGUCUCCUCUUCUAUUGUCCCCUCCCCAUUAUGCAAAUUAAGGCCAUAUACUUUUUAAAAAAUGCUUGUAUUUUACUUUGAAUGUGUGUAUGCAGUGGGGAGGAUCUAUUUUAUAUUGUGGUCAGCAUCUAAACAUUCUUAUUUGACAUAGUGUUGACAACCACCUUGGUGGUUGAACAUGUUGGAGGCAUCAGUGGACAUUAAAGAGGGAAGCUAUAAGCAGAGACAAACAUUAAAAUGGUACUUUCAUUUUAUGAAGUAUAAAAUGGUGGGAUUUCCAAGACUGUUAUCAGUAACUGUUUUGUCAAAAGGAUUCAUUGCCAGUUGUGCUUUUAGUAAGGGUAAGCCUUCCUUGACUUGAUCUUCUCUAGAUCUGAAGGAUUGUAACUAUCAUCUCAGCCAGCGUGGGAGUGGGAAUGCAAGGUAGCUGGAGGGCCUAGAUUGGGAAAAGCUGCAGAACUAUGAAGGAAAGUGCAGGAAUUUAAUUGCAAGGAGAGGCCAGAGGGCUCAGCAGCACAAGAGGUGGGCGGUGUUACAUAACUUCACAAACUAUUUCAAUUUUAAAGGAUUAUGCUGUUGAACUGGAAUUUUGUUAUGGAAUGAAUGCUAUCAGACCUAGCCUCAAGAGCAACUGGGAGCGGCAGUCUCACUACAGAAAUGUAAUUGUUUCUUUUUGGCAUUACUCAUCUUGCUUUACCUUGUCCUCACCAGGUGAGAAUGAGUCACAUCCACUCAGGAUAUUUUAUUCUGCUGACUUGUCCUUUCUCAUCUUUUGUGCUGUUCCUUGGGGGAUGUUCAGGCUCUGGCUUUGCUCUGAAAUAAUGCGCUUCCCCCUGUGUAGAUUUGUCUCCCAACUGCCUCCGAUGAGGGGGCUUCUGAGAUGCAGUUUUGUGCCACAAUCAAUCUAUUUAACAUGCCCUCAGGCCUGUUUGUGAUAUCCCACUUCCUCUUUGUGCCUUUUGGUGCUAGUUCCUGGCUUAUGGCCUGCCUGUCUUCAUGCUACUAGCAUCAUCACUUUUCUCUUUGCUUCCUCUUCCCACUUUGGGCAGAAAAGGGGUGCUGUUUCUCUCUCGUAUGCUGGCAGGAAGAGGAAACUACCUUGAUAAGAGAAGCACUGCUAACUUCUUGCCAUACCUUUUAAUCAGGUCUUCUCCUGGGCUUGUAGACUGGUAUCCUCUGAAGUUAAGCCUACUUUUAUCUUAAGCAUUUUGUGCAGGCAGAUUCUUUUCCAGCCUUCUCCAACCUAGCAUCCUCCAAAUGUGCUGGGACAGCAACUCCAGGAAUGUUCUUUCGACCGUGUUCUGAUUGGAAAGGCUGUCCUGUACUGUCAGAAGAAGGACCUUAUCCUGCCUCUAGAGUCUGCUCAGGAAGAGGAAGGACCAAGUUUAUACUGACUCAAACAAUGGCUAGCCUUGAAUAGGCUUGCAUUGAGUCAUGAUUUCGGCCCGUCUUGCUGAGAAGGAUGUUGGGCGCCUUGCCAGGGGAUGAGUCUGCUUCUAGCUUUUGGGUGAAACAUUCUCUGUCCUGAUAAUGAGGAAUGAUGUAAUCUCCCUCUGCUGAUGCAAGCUGUGAGUAGAUGGCAGGAAGAUUAAGGAGGAAUGUCCCUGACUGCUGUUUCAUCCAAGCAUUCUUUAAGCUGGGAUUGGCGAAGUGGUUCUUUUAGGCUUUUUUAAAUCCAGAGUUGUCUGACAAAUUAAAUAUGUUUUUCCUAAAAGUGGCUUCCGACCUUGUGUUUUGUCCUAUUCUUUUGUGAGUUUGAGAACAAAGGAGUUGACAAAAAAAGAAGGGCAAAAAUUAAAAUAUUUCUGUUCUGACUCUUUAUUGCACAUUUCCUAACUGAUGGCUUCAGCUGCUUAAUAGUUUUAGGAAGGGUUUGACUUCCCACACUGUUGAAUUUGAUUAUUCUGUGAUUUUAAAACUCAGAUCCUUUGAUUUGACACAGGAUUUAUUUUCUGGACAAUGUAUUGAACAUAGCAUUCUGUUCCAGUCAAGGCAAUGUUCUUGUUCUUUUCUUUUUUAACUUUUUUUAAGGCUGCCUUAAAAGACAAAUACUCUGCCUAGGUAGUUUAUACUAAUAAUAUUACCUAUAACACCUUUUGGAGCAGUAAACAUUGACUCCAACGUUCUCUUUUUUUCAGCGUGUGGUAAUAUUCUUUCUUGUGGUCAGGAUUUCCCCCCAGAAUCAUUGGAUGAAAUUCCCCAUCUUUGUUCCAGAUAUUGUGGAACUCAAGAAAUCAGGUGGCAAGGCCCUAUUUUCUAUGCUCUGAUAGCAUUUCAGUCUGUCCAGAAACGGGAUUUUCCAUUAUUUAGGAGUCCGAUGAUCAAGAACUCUCUACCUGCCCCCUGCUAAAAUUUCAGAGUUGCCACCUGUCUUGAGAGCUGAUUGUUACCUCCAAGUUACAAGCAGCGUAUCUUAAAUACCAGCUACUUGAGAGUAACAGAAAAGAAGCUACUCUACGUUGUGUGACAAAGAAUGCUUGGGCUAGAUAUCCCAUGGGUCUGAUUCAGCAGACUCUUCUUGGGAUCUUCUGCUUGUCUCAUUCUUCUCCUUCUUAUGGAAGUACAGUGUGAAAUGGCUGGUUGGCAUUGUGGCCUAUUCCAGCCCCUUCCUCAGCCUGGUACUCACUGGCUGCACUGAUGCUACAAUUCUCUGAAUUUCCAGCCAAUAAAAAUGUAUAGAUAGUGUGUUUUUUGCUCUUCUACAAACUCGGGGGGGGGGGGGGUGCA
Molecule: messenger RNA, 5231 nt
Organism: Python bivittatus (Burmese python)
Lineage: Eukaryota; Metazoa; Chordata; Lepidosauria; Squamata; Pythonidae
Gene: GPRC5C
Product: G protein-coupled receptor class C group 5 member C
Biological process (GO): G protein-coupled receptor signaling pathway
Cellular component (GO): extracellular exosome; signaling receptor complex; intracellular membrane-bounded organelle
Molecular function (GO): protein kinase activator activity; G protein-coupled receptor activity
Source: RefSeq, a predicted model, not a curated record